This is a messenger RNA of Fonsecaea nubica, 1890 nucleotides long. RefSeq lists its product as hypothetical. The record is from RefSeq and is a predicted model, not a curated record. Gene Ontology annotation, biological process: transmembrane transport. NCBI's taxonomy places the organism in Eukaryota, Fungi, Ascomycota, Eurotiomycetes, Chaetothyriales, Herpotrichiellaceae. Gene Ontology annotation, molecular function: transmembrane transporter activity. Bases 1 to 1890 code for a protein of 629 amino acids. The transcript has 3 exons.
AUGUCUGCUGCUGGAAGAUUCAAGCUCAACUCGCUGAGACAGUUUCUGCGCUCAGAUGGAAACAGUAUCGCGGAACAGAGCCAGGAAAGCACAGUGUUGGAGAGUGUCGAUGACAAGAAUGCCGCAACUCACGCACACGAACCCGUUGAGAGUGGUAAUGGAAGCGAUGGAAUGCAACCAGAGUUCCCGGCCCAAGAUGCUCAGGAAGGCGUGAGAAGAGUUGAGGCAAUCACGCUGGCAUGGAGUAAGACGUCCCUCAUCAUCACCUACAUGUGGUACGUCCUCGUCAUCGAAAUGUCCGGCGACGCCCUACAUCCCAUCUUGCUAACUCAUCGGCUGAAUAGCUUCUAUCUGCUGUACUUUGUCAACGCUUUUCAAUUUUCCAUCACGGCCAACCUUACACCAUACGUGACCAGUGGCUUCGAAUACCACUCGCUCAUCCCAGUCAUCUAUAUCGUCUCCAGCGUGAUGACGGGAGCUGCCUAUCUGCCGAUUGCGAAAAUGUUGGAUAUUUGGGGUCGGCCAGAAGCAUUCCUAUUUAUGGUCAGCCUAGGUACACUGGGCCUUAUCCUGCAAGCCGCCUGUACAAACAUUCAAACAUUCUGCGCAGCCCAGGUCUUUACUAGCAUUGGGUUCACCGGGAUGAUCUACUCGGUGGAUGUCAUGACAGCUGACACUAGCAAGUUGAAGAACCGGGGCCUUGCUUUCGCAUUUACCUCUUCUCCAUACAUGGUCACCGCUUUUGCAGGCCCUAGUGCCUCAGAGGGCUUCUACGAAGACAUCAACUGGCGUUGGGCAUUUGGGACCUUUGCGAUCGUCACCCCCUUUGUGGCUGCGCCGUUGUACCUCGUCAUGCAGUAUAACUUGCGCAAAGCGAAGAAGCAAGGAUUGUUGGACAGGCCCAAGAGCGGUCGCACACUCUUUCAGAGCAUCUGGUUCUACAUUAUUGAGUUUGACGCUUUUGGUGUCAUUCUCCUCGCGACGGGGCUGGUUCUCUUCCUCUUACCCUUUUCCCUCGCCCAAUCGACAGCGGAUGACUGGGGAUCCGGCUCCAUCAUCGCAAUGUUAGUCGUGGGCUUCGUGCUGCUGCUCGUAUUCGCUGCCUUCGAGCGAUACCUCGCACCAAAGCCUUUCAUUCCUUACCAACUCCUCGUCUCGCGGACCAUUCUCGGCGCUCUCCUCCUCGACGCUGUGUACCAGAUCGCGUAUUACUGCUGGGCCAGCUACUUCAGCUCUUUCCUGCAGGUCGUCAACAACCUGACGAUCGCGCAGGCGGGCUACGUAAGCAGUACCUUCGACAUCAUCUCCGGGCUGUGGUUGCUGUUCGUGGGCUUUCUCAUGCGCGUUACUGGCCGCUUCAAGUGGCUUCUGUUGUGUGCCGUCCCGCUGUACAUGCUGGGCGUGGGUCUGAUGAUUCACUUCCGCCGGCCGCACACCAAUAUCGGGUACAUCAUCAUGUGUCAGAUCCUGAUCGCCUUCGCGGGCAGCACCAUGAUCCUGUGCCAACAAGUCGCCGUCAUGGCGGCCGCGGAGCACGGCCAGAUCGCCGCCGUGCUGGCAAUGCUCGGUCUUUUCGGGUACAUGGGCGGAGCCGUGGGGAACAGCAUCUGCGGUGCCAUCUGGACGCAUUCUCUACCCGGCGCACUCCAAAGACUCCUGCCCGAGAACCUCAAGCCCGAGUGGGAGACCAUCUACGGCGACUUGACCGUGCAGCUGAGCUAUCCAAUGGACAGUCCGGCGCGCGAGGCCAUCAUGGAGGCAUAUGGAAUUGCGCAACGUAGGAUGUUGAUCGCCGGAACCAGUGUCAUGGGCCUGGCACUUUUCUUCGUCCUGAUGAUCCGUAACAUCAACAUCUCCAAGAACGCGCAGGUCAAGGGUGUCGUAUUCUAG